ACACCGUCGCCCGACUCGGUCCGCCCCGCCUCCCCCCUCCGCGCUGCCGCCACGGCCUCCCCUGCUCGGACCGCUUCCCUCGCUGCUGCUCUCUGUCUCCCUCCGCCCUGGGAGCCGGGCACUAUUUCUCCUCCCCCUGCCCUGUGCGCUAGGUGCCUGUGGAAUGCUGCGCGCUGGGCUCGGCCGCGGCGGCAGGAUACAGUCACAGCCGGCGCUCACUAUAAGAACCUCCUUGUGAGCGACGCCAUUUUAAGCCUCUCGCUCAGUUCGGCGGUCGGAGCAGCUGAGGCGUUCAGGGUGAGGGGACUAACGCCGCCGCUCCGCACCGUUGCUACCCGGGAGGCAGCGGCGGGAGUGCCGCCGUCAGCGAAGGGCUGAGCGAGGAGGAGAAGAGAGGACAAGGAAAGACGGACCGGAUCGGGAUCGCCCGGGCGGCAGCAGCAGCAGCAGCCGGAGCCCGGGGGGACCUUUCCCUCUCGCCUCCCUGCAACGAGCUCUGAAAGGUAGUGGGAAAGAGUUCUGAGAGCACAACAAGGAACAUGGCAACCCAAGCUGACUUGAUGGAGUUGGAUAUGGCAAUGGAGCCAGACAGAAAAGCAGCAGUCAGUCACUGGCAGCAACAAUCAUAUCUGGACUCUGGUAUCCAUUCUGGUGCCACAACAACUGCUCCCUCCUUGAGUGGCAAGGGAAAUCCUGAAGAGGAAGAUGUGGACACAACACAAGUUCUCUACGAGUGGGAGCAGGGAUUCUCUCAGUCCUUUACCCAGGAGCAAGUUGCUGAUAUUGAUGGCCAGUAUGCAAUGACUAGAGCUCAGAGGGUGCGUGCAGCUAUGUUCCCUGAAACGCUGGAUGAAGGAAUGCAAAUCCCAUCCACACAGUUUGAUGCUGCUCAUCCAACUAAUGUGCAACGCUUGGCUGAGCCAUCCCAGAUGUUAAAACAUGCUGUUGUUAAUUUGAUAAACUACCAAGAUGAUGCUGAGCUUGCAACUCGUGCAAUCCCAGAACUGACCAAACUGUUGAAUGAUGAGGACCAGGUGGUGGUGAACAAGGCUGCAGUUAUGGUUCAUCAGUUAUCCAAAAAGGAAGCAUCUCGUCACGCUAUUAUGAGAUCUCCUCAAAUGGUAUCUGCUAUUGUACGUACCAUGCAAAACACAAAUGACGUGGAAACAGCCCGUUGUACUGCAGGUACACUACACAAUCUCUCACAUCACCGUGAAGGCUUGCUGGCAAUCUUCAAAUCGGGAGGCAUUCCUGCUUUGGUGAAAAUGCUGGGGUCUCCGGUGGACUCUGUGCUGUUCUACGCCAUUACAACUCUUCACAAUCUCCUUUUACAUCAGGAAGGAGCCAAAAUGGCUGUCCGUCUAGCUGGUGGGCUGCAGAAAAUGGUUGCCUUGCUCAACAAGACAAAUGUCAAAUUCUUGGCCAUCACAACGGACUGCCUUCAGAUUUUAGCGUAUGGCAAUCAAGAAAGUAAGCUGAUUAUUCUGGCGAGUGGUGGACCCCAGGCUCUAGUAAACAUAAUGAGGACCUAUACCUAUGAGAAACUAUUGUGGACCACAAGUAGGGUGCUGAAGGUAUUGUCAGUCUGCUCCAGCAACAAACCUGCUAUUGUUGAGGCUGGUGGGAUGCAAGCUUUGGGACUCCACCUCACAGAUCCAAGCCAGCGUCUUGUCCAGAACUGUCUCUGGACUCUGAGAAAUCUGUCAGAUGCUGCAACAAAGCAGGAGGGUAUGGAAGGCCUUCUAGGAACUCUUGUUCAGCUUUUAGGAUCAGAUGAUAUUAACGUUGUGACUUGUGCUGCUGGUAUCCUCUCUAACCUUACCUGCAACAAUUACAAGAACAAGAUGAUGGUGUGCCAGGUUGGUGGCAUUGAGGCUCUUGUGCGCACAGUUCUUCGGGCUGGAGACAGGGAAGACAUCACAGAACCUGCUAUUUGUGCGCUCCGUCACCUCACCAGCAGACAUCAAGAAGCAGAGAUGGCUCAAAAUGCUGUACGUCUCCAUUAUGGACUCCCAGUGGUGGUUAAACUGUUGCACCCACCAUCACACUGGCCUUUGAUCAAGGCCACUGUUGGUUUGAUCCGCAAUCUGGCGCUCUGUCCUGCCAACCACGCCCCGCUGCGUGAACAAGGUGCUAUUCCAAGGCUAGUUCAGUUGCUGGUUAGAGCACAUCAAGAUACCCAGCGACGUACUUCAAUGGGUGGAACACAACAGCAAUUUGUGGAGGGUGUGCGCAUGGAAGAAAUUGUUGAGGGCUGCACUGGAGCCCUGCAUAUUCUUGCACGUGACGUUCAUAAUCGAAUUGUAAUCAGGGGUCUAAAUACCAUUCCACUAUUUGUGCAGUUGUUGUACUCGCCCAUUGAGAACAUCCAGAGAGUAGCUGCAGGUGUACUUUGUGAACUGGCUCAAGACAAGGAAGCAGCUGAAGCAAUUGAAGCUGAAGGUGCAACUGCCCCUUUAACAGAGCUGCUUCAUUCUAGGAAUGAGGGUGUUGCAACAUACGCAGCUGCAGUGCUUUUCAGAAUGUCUGAGGACAAACCACAAGACUAUAAGAAGCGACUUUCAGUUGAAUUGACAAGCUCUCUGUUCAGGACGGAGCCAAUGGCUUGGAACGAGACAGCAGAUCUUGGACUUGAUAUUGGUGCCCAGGGAGAACCUCUUGGAUACCGCCCAGAUGAUCCUAGCUACCGUUCUUUCCACUCUGGCGGAUACGGUCAGGAUGCCUUGGGUAUGGACCCUAUGAUGGAACAUGAAAUGGGUGGCCACCACCCUGGUGCUGACUACCCAGUUGAUGGUCUGCCAGAUCUUGGCCAUGCCCAGGACCUUAUGGAUGGGCUGCCUCCAGGUGACAGUAAUCAGUUGGCCUGGUUCGAUACUGACCUGUAAAUCAUCCUUUAGCUGUAUCAUCUGAAUGAACUUGCAUUGAUUGGCCUGUAGAGUUGCUGAGAGGGCUCGAGGGGUGGGCUAGUAUCUCAGAAAGUGCCUGACACACUAACCAAGCUGAGUUUCCUAUGGGAACAAUUGAAGUAAACUUUUUGUUCUGGUCCUUUUUGGUCGAGGAGUAAUAAUACAAAUGGAUUUUGGGAGUGAUUCAAGAAAUGAAGAAUGCACAAGGAUGAAUUGCAAGAUGGAAUUUAUCAAACCCUAGCCUUGCUUGUUAAAAAUUUAUUAUUUUUUUUAAAUCUCUGUAAUGGUACUGACCUUGCUUGCUUUCAAAGUAGCCUUUCUUUUUGCAGUAAUUGUUGUUAGUUUUUUUUUUUCCAAGUCUCUUGUAGUAUUAAGUUAUAGUGAAUAUGCUACAGCAGUUUCUAAUUUUUAAGGAUUGAGUAAAGGUGUAGAACACUAAUUCAUAAUCACUCUAACUGUAUUCUGAAUAAAGUGUAACAUUGUGUAGCCUUUUUGUAUAAAAAAACUAGACAAAUAGAAAUGGUCCAAUUAGUUUCCUUUUUAAUAUGCUUAAAAUAAGCAGGUGGAUCUAUUUCAUGUUUUUGAUCAAAAACUUUAUCUGGGAUAUGUCUGGGUAGGGGCCAGUAAGAACUGUUUAUUUGGAACCUUGUAUUGGACAGUUUACCAGUUGCCUUUUAUCCCAAAGUUAUUGUAGCCUGCUGUGAUACAGAUGCUUCAUGAGAAAAAUGCAGUUAUAAAAUGGUUCAAAAUUAAAGUAAACUUUUAAUUCA
Messenger RNA from Columba livia (rock pigeon), 3676 nucleotides. It is a transcript of the gene CTNNB1, whose product is annotated as catenin beta 1. The record is from RefSeq and is a predicted model, not a curated record. Gene Ontology annotation, biological process: positive regulation of transcription by RNA polymerase II; cell-cell adhesion; canonical Wnt signaling pathway. NCBI's taxonomy places the organism in Eukaryota, Metazoa, Chordata, Aves, Columbiformes, Columbidae. The transcript is spliced from 16 exons. The coding region runs from base 540 to 2885 and encodes 781 amino acids. Gene Ontology annotation, molecular function: transcription coactivator activity; cadherin binding; nuclear receptor binding. Gene Ontology annotation, cellular component: nucleus; catenin complex; adherens junction.